This is a messenger RNA of Penicillium digitatum Pd1, 300 nucleotides long. NCBI's taxonomy places the organism in Eukaryota, Fungi, Ascomycota, Eurotiomycetes, Eurotiales, Aspergillaceae. The record is from RefSeq and is a predicted model, not a curated record.
AUGGACUACAAAGUACAACAUUGGAGAUACCAUAUCCAAAACAGAAACAAAAAACCACUCCUAUUCAUGGAUCCUUCAGAUGUAUCUAAGAAGACUCAUCUUAGCAGGCUCUCGACGACAGUACGAGAUGUGUACUUGUCGACCAAAAUUGGAGACGCGACUGCCCCAUUACAGCCCAACCAAAUUUUUAUGCUCAAUGCCCGAGACGCCUCCGAUUCGAGUGACAGGCGUAUGGCUUGUGCCGGCGUCGAGAGCCUGCUAGGAUUAGCAUUGUGGUCCUCGAGUCUUUACCGCGAUUAG